Diplodia corticola is the source of this 2250-nucleotide messenger RNA. Its product is annotated as lanosterol synthase. The record is from RefSeq and is a predicted model, not a curated record. Gene Ontology annotation, biological process: triterpenoid biosynthetic process; ergosterol biosynthetic process. The transcript is spliced from 3 exons. Gene Ontology annotation, molecular function: lanosterol synthase activity. Gene Ontology annotation, cellular component: lipid droplet. The coding region runs from base 1 to 2250 and encodes 749 amino acids. Lineage: Eukaryota; Fungi; Ascomycota; Dothideomycetes; Botryosphaeriales; Botryosphaeriaceae.
AUGGCCAGAACCACGCAGAUCAAGCGGGAACACGAAGCAGACGCGAGGCAGCGUGGCGCCCCGGCUGCCAAUGGCUCCACAAACGGUACCGUGAGCUCGCCCGUCGAUCCCAGCGAGAAGACAGAUUACACGCGGUGGAGACUGCUGGACCAGGACGGUCGCCAGACGUGGCACUACCUGGAGUCGGACGACGAGCUUGCGAAUUGGCCGCAGACCACUGCGGAUAAGUAUUUCCUGGGUCUGGACACUGACCUCCCCGAGCUCUCUCCUGCAAAGACGCCCGUGCAGGCCGUCAACAACGGCCUGGCCUUCUUCUCGCAGCUCCAGCUGCCCUCCGGCCAGUGGGCAUGCGAAUAUGGCGGCCCGAUGUUCUUGUUGCCCGGUCUGGUGAUAACAUGGUACGUCACCAACACCCCGAUCCCGGACGCCUACAAGACGGAGAUCAAGAACUACCUCUUUUCGCGACAACAUACUGAGGACGGUGGCUGGGGACUGCAUAUUGAGGGCCAGAGCUCCGUGUUCGGCACGGCAUGCAAUUACACUGUGUUGCGGCUGCUUGGUGCCGACGCGGAGGACCCCCGGGUGGUCAAGGCUAGAGCGUGCUUGCACAGGAUGGGCGGUGCCGUUAAUGGCCCACACUGGUCCAAAUUCUGGCUCAGUGUUCUAGGUGUCACAUCUUGGGAUAUUGUCAACCCCGUGCCGCCCGAGCUGUGGUUACUUCCCGACUGGGUCCCAAUCGCACCUUGGCGUUGGUGGAUUCAUAUGCGAAUGGUGUACUUGCCUAUGGGGUACAUUUGGUCCAAGAAGUGGUCUUAUCAGCCCGAUGAGUUGGUGCUUGCGCUGCGUCAGGAGCUAUUCACCCAGCCUUGGGAAAGCAUAAACUGGGCUUCACACAGGAAUAGCAUCUCGGUGCAUGACAAUUACCACCCAAAGAGCUGGAUUCUGAAUACAAUCAAUUGGGGCUUGGUCAACAUUUACAACCCAUAUUUAAGGGCAAAUGCCUUGGCCAAGCGCGCCGAAGAUUGGGUGUGGAGGCUGGUGGAGUACGAAGAUCACAACACUGGCUACAACGACCUUGCUCCCGUCAAUGCUCCUAUGAACCUGCUCUGCUGCUACAUCCAGGAGGGACCAGACAGCUACUCGGUGCGAAGGCAUCGUGAGAAUCUUCUCAUUUUCUUCUGGGUGAAGAACGAGGGUAUGCUCGCGAACGGUACUGAUGGUGUGCAAAUCUGGGACACGUCUUUCCUCAUCCAGGCAGCAUACGAGGCAGGAGUUUGUGAGGACCCUCGCUGGAGACCAGUGCUCACCAAGGCUCUAGGUUUUCUUGACAGGCAGCAGAUCCGCGAGGAUAUCCAUGAGGCAGACAAAUGCUACAGACACAAGCGCAAGGGCGCUUGGGCUUUCAGCACGAAGGACCAGGGCUACCCCGUGUCUGACUGCACCGCCGAGGGCUUGAAGGCCGUGUUGCAGCUACAGAGCAUCCCCGACUACCCUCAGCUAGUGUCGGACGAGCGGCUCAAGGACUCGGUGGACCUGCUUCUCACGAUGCAGAACCCGUCGGGCGGCUGCUCGUCCUACGAGCCGACGCGCGGGUCGGAGCUGAUGGAGUACCUCAACGCCGCCGAGGUCUUCGACCGCAUCAUGGUCGAGUACGACUACCCGGAGUGCACGACGGCGGUCGUCACGGCGCUGUGCGCGGCGCGCGCGCGCUGGCCCGCCUACCGCACCAAGGAGAUCGACGCCUUCGUCGAGCGCGCGCUGGCGUACAUCCGGCGCGCGCAGCGGCCCGACGGCAGCUGGUACGGCAGCUGGGGCAUCUGCUUCUCGUACGCGGCCAUGUUCGCGCUCGAGUCGCUCGGCUGCGUGGGCGAGAGGCACGCCAACUCGGAGCGCGUCCGGCGCGCGUGCCGCUUCUUCGUCGACCGCCAGAUGCCCGACGGCGGCUGGGGCGAGAGCUACAGGAGCUCCGAGGAGAUGGUCUGGGUCAACCACGAGCGCAGCCAGGUCGUGCAGACGGCGUGGGUCGCCAUCGCGCUCAUGGAGGCCGAGUUCCCCGACAAGGACGUCAUCACGCGCGCUGUCAGGCUCAUCAUGCAGCGGCAGCAGGCUAAUGGCGAGUGGCUACAGGAGGCCAUUGAGGGCGUGUUCAACAACAGCUGCAUGAUUUCUUACCCCAAUUACAAGUUUACCUUUACGAUGAAGGCGUUGGGCAUGUACGCGAAGAAAUACGGCGAUGAGGCUUUGUUGUAG